AACUGCUCCAGAUGGACGGCUUGUAUAAACCGCUCUCUUGAGUGAGAAAACAUUUUCCGGGAUUUCCCACGUGGAAAAAGUGUUUCCCAAUUGGUUUUUGAAAUAGGGGUGGUGGCGACUGCUAGCCGUUACCCGGCAAUUUUUUUGAAUCUCUGCAAUUCCUUUAUCGAUGGAACCCUAUUUCUUGCUUUCGCAGUGAAGACAUCCUAAGCAUAGUAAAUCUUACUUUUUUCCAUUAGAAAUUAGGGUUCUUAGUCGUUUCAUUUGUCGUAAAUCAUGCUUCCUCCCUGUAAAAUUAGGGUUCUUUUGUGUAUCUUGGAUUUUAGGUUUCUUUGUUACCAAACUGUAACAUCUGUCCGACCCUUUCCAAAUUAGGUUUUUUCUUUCUUUUUGCAUCUGGGGUUCAUACGAGGUUUCUCACCCUGAUGGCCUCCACUCGGAAAAUUUGGGUUUUGCUUUAAUGGUAAAACCCUAACCCUAGUGCAUAUUUCUAGCCUUUUAGAUUAGCUCUUUUCAGGUAAAUUUUUUCUCUCUGAUUUCAAAGAAUCGAUGACAAUAGAUACUCUAUUAUCAGGAUGGAUCAUGGAGUUCCUUCUUGAUCAACGAGUUGAGGAUUGGGUGAUCAAUAGCCUCAUUUGUGUACUCCCCCUCUCUGAUAGAAACUUGUUCUUGAAGAAAUUGAUCCUCCUUCAAAGAAUAUCCUCUGAUAUGUCCAAGGGUUUAAUCACAGAGAGAAUUCUUGACUCUCUCGAGAUGAUGUCAGAGCUCGAAAGGGGAAAUCAAGUUUCUGAAAAUUUUAGGGUUUCUUUGAGUGAUGCCUAUGUUGCAGUUGCAGCAGAGUGCUCUGUGAGGUUCUUGAGAGAAGAAAGUGUCAAUAGUAAGGAGUACUUGGAAACCCUAAGAAGAAUUUGGGAGGAGAGGAUUGCUCAUAUAACGAAUGAAGAUAAUGGGGGUUUUGUAUCAGCUCGAUUGAAGGAGUUGAGGGUUGAAUUUGAAGCAGCAGUCGAUCAACCUCAUUCUAUAGCCUCUCUUUUAAGUGCAUAUAAAUAUCGGGAUGCUUUAAAUUCAUUGAAUAGGUUAUUGGCCGUAGCUAGGAACGAGAUGGGGCCCAGUUUUCUUGAACUAGCAGCUGAAGCUGCAUGUAUGGAGUCGGGAGAUUUGUUAAUAGAGGGUGAAGAAGGCCAAAUUAUGGAGAAAGUGGGUAAUGAUGAAGAAUUGGCUGAUUUGGAUGCUGUUGGUAUGGCUUUAGAUAAUACUCAUAAGACGGGGGUGCCAGUCAAUGAGGAGCUUUCUACACCAUCCAUAGAUAUGCGCAAAAGAGGUUCCUUUUCUAGGGAAGAAUUCGUUCUAGGUGAACAUCUGAUGGAAGGCAUGGUGGUUGUGGAGUCGCGAAGGAAUCGAGUGUUGGGAAAAGAAGAUUGUAUCCAUGCAACUAUGCACAGUACUCAUAUAAAGACAGUGUUUGAAGAUCCGCUACCAGAUGCCCGACAAACGGCAGCACAAUUAGGACAAAGAUCCACCACAUGGACCAUAGAUCGAACUGAUGAGAGUUCUGAAGAUAUUCUGAACCAGAUCGAUGUGGAGAAACGGCUGCCUCUGAAUGCUGAAACAGGCGAUAAGGAAAGUUCUAUGCAUUCUCAAAGGAAUCAAAUGUCAGGAAAAGCAAAACUUUUGCAUACAAAGACACAUACCAAUCUUAUAGAGGGGAACAAAUAUGAUCGUUUUUUGACACCUGAAGUAUCUAAAGUACAAGAAGCUCUUAAAAGAAGUUCACUAAAUUUGCAAACGGUGGUUGAAGAUCCUCUACCAAAUGCACUAGAAAUAGCAGCACAAUUAUCAAUGGAAUCGAAAACAGAUCAGACUGUUGAGGAGGGAUCUGGAGAAACUCAGGACCAGAUUGUUGCAGGCGAGCACCAGUCUGUUAUUGCUGAUAAAGGCAAUGAAGCGAGAUCCAUGGAGGAAGUCAGAACUGAAGAUCAGGGUCAAAGUCAUAGGGUGCCUUUACCUAGGCCUAGCUUGAUGGCGUGGAACAGUACUGCCUGUGCGCAGGAGUGGGAUGAUGGAUCGAUUGAAUCCCUUUCUGAAGAAUCCACAAAUCAUUCACAAGGAAUCCAUUUGCCCAGCCCAAGGACCAGGCAUGUUUCCCCUUUGAGGAUGGACGAAGCUGGUAAAAGAUUGAUGAAGAGAAAAAAUAAGAAGUGGACUCUAUUAGAAGAGGAAACAUUGAGAGAGGCAGUGAAUAAGUAUGGUCAAGGAAACUGGAAAUUGAUUUUAAAUUGUUAUUCUGAAAUAUUUGAUGGUAGAACACAGGUAAAUUUGAAGGACAAAUGGCGGACUAUGAUGAAUAGUAAAAGGGGUCUGGAUGCAUCAAGAGCCUAAAUGUACAUGACACUUCACAAGCUAGUUCAGGCUCAAGCAAGAGUUAUAUUGGCAAAUCCAUCAAACAUUUGUUUGAGACUGUCGGACCAGUAUGUAAAUGCAUACUCCUUGUAUUGGUAAAUGUAUUACGGAGAGAUACCAAAAAGCUUAAUUGAAAGUCUUCUUUAUUAUUGUUUUAGAGAGGGCCAUCCCUUUCGUAGAUGCUGAUUUUGCUAAUUCCCGGAUGGCAUUAGUGUUCUUGGAUCCCUGGGUUCGCAGAUAAUUUUGUGUGAGAUAGACUCUUUAAGAAGUCUGAUGCAGAAUAUAGGGCACUGGCUUACUCAACAGUGGAGUUACAUGGAUAAAUUACUUAAGGUUUUCUAGGUUUAUCUGCACAACCCAACCAUUUAUGUAAUUGCUAUUACUUCCAGUACCUCUUAUUGCUAACCCUAAUAUUAUACCUUGCCAGAACAAUUGUAUUAUGUUAUCAGGAAACCUUGUAAAGUAACAAUGGCUCUCUUGCAACCUGUUGAUAGUAGAAGUUAUCUUUUUGAAAUGGAUACCAGAAGGCAUCUUCAUGGCUUUUAUUCGUA
Amborella trichopoda is the source of this 2951-nucleotide messenger RNA. RefSeq lists its product as uncharacterized. NCBI's taxonomy places the organism in Eukaryota, Viridiplantae, Streptophyta, Magnoliopsida, Amborellales, Amborellaceae. The record is from RefSeq and is a predicted model, not a curated record.